AAAUCAACAUCUUCCAACCUAAAUUUUAUUGAAAUCCUAUACAAAAGGAUUAAUGUGUUAACUUGAUUUUCUCCAUAUUAUUUCAUCUCAUUGCGACUACAAAGAAAUAAUAUGUUUAAACAACUCUGUAUUAUUGCAUUUUAGAAUAUUUUGAUAGUUAAGCAACGUAUAUUCAGGAUAGAUGUGUUAAUGUUGUUCUUUUUGUUGCAGCAAUAAAAAAUCAACCUGUUUAAAUAUAUAAAUGUUGCAAAUUUUAAUUUUCAAUGGAAUAGAUAAACGUCUACAGUUUCUCCCACAUUCACCCCUAAUGAUGAAUACUAUAAAUACUAUAAGAUAGCUUCAAAACUUCGAGAUGGACGUAAUAGAGAAUAAGCCUGGAAGUCGAAUUGCAGGAAUUGUGGUUCAUAAUCUUACGAAACGGACGACCACAUUCGAUUUGUUGAAGAUGUUUCAAGAAAUUGGUGAAAUUGACAGCAUCGAUAUGAACGUCGACGCGACCGGAUUUCCGCUCGGGUCAGCCAACAUUAUAUUCAAGGAUCGCAAUGAUGUGGCUAAGGCUUACAAUGAACUAAAUGCAGCACGUUUGGAUGGUCAAAGUUUGAUGUUAACUAUUCUCCGUGAGAAUCGUAAUAAGUUGUACAAGACCGGAAAAGUGAAUAAUUGUUACAGUGUCGAUAUGUACUUUAUGAGUAGAUUCCAGAAGAAUCAUUCCAAAGUCAAGAAUGAAUGGGAGUUAAAUGUAGAUGCUUUGUGUAAUCAGAUUGAUGAAAGUAUAUUUUGAAGCAAAUGGACGGCAAUCAGUUAUUUUUUAAGUUUUUUUUUUCGU
This is a messenger RNA of Nicrophorus vespilloides, 826 nucleotides long. Its product is annotated as THO complex subunit 4-B-like. Bases 353 to 781 code for a protein of 142 amino acids. The record is from RefSeq and is a predicted model, not a curated record. Gene Ontology annotation, biological process: mRNA export from nucleus. The transcript has 2 exons. Gene Ontology annotation, molecular function: mRNA binding. Gene Ontology annotation, cellular component: nucleus. NCBI's taxonomy places the organism in Eukaryota, Metazoa, Arthropoda, Insecta, Coleoptera, Silphidae.